Ipomoea nil (Japanese morning glory) is the source of this 5669-nucleotide messenger RNA. RefSeq lists its product as uncharacterized. The record is from RefSeq and is a predicted model, not a curated record. NCBI's taxonomy places the organism in Eukaryota, Viridiplantae, Streptophyta, Magnoliopsida, Solanales, Convolvulaceae. Gene Ontology annotation, molecular function: protein binding. The transcript has 10 exons. Bases 292 to 5409 code for a protein of 1705 amino acids.
CCUCAUUUCCAAAUCCCUCUCCCUAGAGUGGAAUGCUAUGCUUGCUCGCUCGCUCCUUACCCUCUCACCUCACCUCUCUUCUCAGGCUCUCUCCAUACAUACAUACACAAUAGAUACAACGCAAUCACCCCCCUACCCACUACCCAACCCCCACUCCCACCUCUCCAUCUCCAUUGUUUCACUCCAUCAACAACAAAAUUGAUAUACACACACAUACGUAUAUACGCGCAGGAGAGGAACGGACAAAUUGAAGAAAGAAAGAAUAAAUUUCGAUAACGAAAAACGGGAGAAAUGAAACACCAUCAUCACCAGAACCUAUCAGCUUCCGCCGCGGAAACGGCGGUGUCUUCUUCAUCGGCGUACCAAUCGCAGACGCCCGUGCAGCCUCCCUCAUCGGCGACGUCGUCGUCCUCCGCCGCGGCGGCGGCAUCGUCGUCAUCCUCGACGUCGGAGAAACCUAUGGCGGCUGCCGAGGAUGUUGCGGCGGCGGCGUCCAGGGACGCGGUAUCGGUGACCACGGCCGCGUCGGAAUCUGUGACCGUGGAGAGGCGGGGGGAGUACGCGGCGGUGUGCAAAUGGGCCAUCGCGAAUUUCCCGAGAAUCAAGGGGCGAGCACUGUGGAGCAAGUAUUUUGAGGUCGGCGGCUAUGAUUGUCGUCUGUUAGUUUACCCUAAGGGUGACUCUCAGGCGUUGCCAGGGUACAUCUCUAUCUACCUUCAGAUUAUGGACCCUCGCAAUACGACGUCGGCCAAGUGGGACUGCUUCGCCAGCUAUCGCCUCGCCAUCGAGAACCCCAGCGAUGCCUCCAAGUCCAUCCAUCGAGACUCCUGGCAUAGGUUCUCCUCCAAAAAGAAAUCCCAUGGUUGGUGCGAUUUCACACCCUCAAACUCUAUCCUAGACCCUAAGUUAGGGUUUCUAUUUAGCAAUGAUUGCCUCCUUGUAACUGCUGAUAUACUGAUUCUGCAUGAAUCUGUUAGUUUUUCUCGUGAUAACAAUGAAUUGCAGUCUAGUUCCUCGUCCAAUGUGGUGGUUACUGGACCCGCUGGGGAUGUUUUGAGUGGGAAGUUUACUUGGAAGGUGCAUAAUUUUAGCUUAUUUAAGGAAAUGAUCAAAACUCAAAAAAUCAUGAGUCCAGUUUUCCCAGCUGGGGAGUGCAAUUUGAGGAUUAGUGUGUAUCAGAGCUCGGUGAAUGGGGUAGAGUAUUUGUCAAUGUGUUUAGAGAGUAAAGAUACUGAGAAGACAUUGAUCUCAGAUAGGAGUUGUUGGUGUUUGUUUAGGAUGUCUGUGCUUAACCAGAAGCCUGGUAUGAAUCACGUGCACAGAGACUCGUAUGGGAGGUUUGCCGCUGAUAAUAAGAGUGGGGAUAACACUAGCUUGGGAUGGAAUGAUUACAUGAAAAUGUCUGAUUUUGUGGGUUCAGAGUCAGGUUAUCUAGUGGAUGACACUGCUGUUUUUAGCACCUCGUUCCACGUAAUUAAGGAGCUAAGUAGCUUUUCAAAAAAUGGGGGAGUGAUUGGAGCAAGAAUAGGGAAUAGUGCUCGGAAAUCUGAUGGGCACCUGGGAAAGUUCACAUGGAGGAUUGAGAACUUCACAAGGUUGAAGGAUCUUUUGAAAAAGAGGAAGAUUACAGGGCUCUGCAUAAAAAGCAGGAGAUUUCAAAUUGGAAAUAGGGAUUGCCGGCUUAUUGUUUACCCCAGAGGGCAAGCUCAGCCACCUUGCCACCUUUCAGUAUUUCUUGAAGUCACAGAUUCACGAAAUACGAAUAAUGAUUGGAGUUGUUUUGUGAGCCAUCGGUUGUCUGUUGUGAACCAAAGGAUAGAGGAGAAGUCUGUCACCAAGGAAUCUCAGAAUCGCUACUCUAAAGCAGCUAAGGACUGGGGUUGGCGCGAAUUUGUGACCCUUACUAGUCUUUUUGAUCAAGAUUCUGGGUUCCUUGUUCAAGACACUGUUGUAUUUUCUGCUGAAGUCCUUAUUUUGAAGGAGACAUCUAUAAUGCAGGACCUCACAGAUCAGGAUGAUGAGUCAGGAGUCACUGGUUCCCAAUUGGACAGGGUUGGGAAAAGGAGUUCAUUUACAUGGAAGGUGGAAAACUUUUUGUCUUUCAAGGAGAUAAUGGAAACAAGAAAAAUAUUUAGCAAAUUCUUUCAGGCAGGUGGAUGUGAGCUCCGAAUUGGUGUUUAUGAAUCCUUUGACACUAUAUGUAUAUAUUUGGAGAGUGAUCAGUCUGGUAGUGAUCUUGAGAAGAAUUUUUGGGUUAGAUACAGGAUGGCUAUUCUGAACCAGAAAAAUCCUUCUAAAACUGUAUGGAAGGAGUCUUCAAUCUGCACUAAAACAUGGAAUAAUUCUGUACUUCAAUUCAUGAAGGUGUCGGAUAUGUUGGAAGCAGAUGCAGGAUUUCUUGUACGUGAUACAGUUAUCUUUGUUUGUGAAAUCUUGGACUGCUGCCCUUGGUUUGAGUUUUCUGACCUGGAGGUAUUAGCUUCUGAGGAUGAUCAGGAUGCUCUGACAACUGACCCUGAUGAGCUCAUUGAUUCAGAAGACAGUGAAGGAAUAAGUGGAGAUGAGGAAGACAUCUUCAGGAAUCUUCUUUCCAGAGCAGGGUUUCAUCUCACUUAUGGAGAUAAUCCUUCACAGCCACAGGUUACUUUGAGAGAAAAACUUCUCAUGGACGCUGGUGCUAUUGCUGGUUUCUUGACUGGACUUCGUGUAUAUCUUGAUGAUCCUGCUAAAGUGAAGCGGUUACUCCUUCCUACUAAAAUAUCUGGAUGUAAUGAUGGGAAGAAACUCAGUAAGAAUGAUGAAUCUUCUCCCAGCUUAAUGAACUUGCUGAUGGGAGUAAAAGUUUUGCAGCAGGCGAUCAUUGAUUUGCUUUUGGACAUAAUGGUGGAGUGUUGUCAACCUUCAGAAGGCUGUCCAGUUGGUGAUUCCUUAGAAGGGAGUUCCAAACCUUUUCCAGAGGGUAGUGAUCCCAAUGGUACUACUAGUCCUUUAGAAAAUGAUAGGGCCAAUGGAGCCAAUGAAUCAAUGCAGAUUCCUGUCCAUGAUAGACUUGAUUCAGUCAUGGAUGAAGGUACAAGUUUAUCCGCUGUUCAAAGUUCGGAUAUUGGUGGCAAUGAUACACAAGAUAAAGCAUUUCCUGGACAACCUAUUUGUCCACCUGAAACAUCUGCUGGUGGUUCGUUGGAAAAUCCUUCCCUUCGUUCUAAGACGAAGUGGCCAGAGCAGUCCGAAGAGCUUCUUGGAUUGAUUGUGAACUCCUUGAGAGCACUUGAUGGAGCUGUUCCACAGGGUUGCCCUGAACCAAGGAGGAGGCCGCAGUCUGCACAAAAGAUUGCGCUUGUACUUGAUAAAGCACCAAAGCAUCUACAGCCAGACCUUGUUGCUUUGGUACCAAAAUUGGUUGAGCAUUCAGAACAUCCACUGGCUGCGUGUGCUCUUUUAGAACGACUUCAAAAGCCGGAUGCAGAGCCUGCACUGCGAGUGCCAGUUUUUAAUGCACUUAGUCAGUUGGAAUGUAGUAGUGAUGUGUGGGAACGUGUUCUUUUCCAGUCAUUUGAUCUUUUGACAGAUUGCAACGAUGAGCCUCUCGCAGCAACAGUGGACUUCAUAUUCAAGGCUGCAAUUCAUUGCCAACAUCUUGCGGAAGCAGUCCGAGCAAUCCGGACUAGGCUAAAAAAUUUGGGCACAGAAGUCUCCCCAUGUGUUCUUGAUUAUUUGAGCCGGACAGUUGGUAGCUGCGCUGAUAUUGCUGAAGCUAUUCUUAGAGAUAUCGAUUGUGAUAAUGGUUUCAGUGAGAACUGUUCAGCAGUUCCUUGUGGAAUUUUCCUAUUUGGUGAAAACUGUCAUACUACUGAAAGACCUGAACCUGUGGAUGAGCACCCUUUCCGGUCUGGUGAUCAUGUUUCUGACAUUUACAUUCUGAUUGAGAUGUUAUCUAUCCCUUGCCUUGCUGUUGAUGCAUCCCAAACUUUUGAGAGAGCUGUUGCUCGAGGUGCCGUAGUGGCUCAAUCUGUAGCCAUGGUCUUGGAAAGGCGUCUUGCUCGGAGAAUAAAUUUGACCUCUCAAUAUGUUGCUGGAAAUUUUCAGCAUGCUGAUGUGGUUGUGGAAGGGGAAGCCAUUGAGCAACUGAGGGCCCAACAAGAUGAUUUUACUUCAAUUCUUAGUCUUGCUGAGACACUUGCACUUUCCAGAGACCCGCACGUGAAAGGAUUUGUGAAAAUGCUUUACACUAUAUUGUUCAAAUGGUAUGCUGAUGAGUCUUACCGAUUGAGGAUCCUCAAGAGACUUGUUGAUCGUGCUACCAGUACAACAGAUAGUGCUCGUGAAGUAGAUUUAGAUUUAGAUAUUUUGGCAACUUUAGUAUGUGAGGAGCAAGAAAUUGUUAGACCAGUUCUUAGUAUGAUGAGGGAGGUUGCUGAACUCGCAAAUGUUGAUCGAGCAGCACUUUGGCAUCAGUUAUGUGCUAGUGAAGAUGAAAUUCUCCGCAAUCGUGAGGAAAGAAAAACAGAGAUCUCCAAUAUGGCUAAAGAGAAAGCUGUUAUUUCCCAAAAGCUUAACGAAUCUGAGGCUACUAAUAACCGUCUUAAGUCUGAAAUGAAGGCUGAGAUGGAUCGUUUUGCUCGGGAAAGAAAGGAGCUUACAGAGCAGAUACAAGAUAUUGAGAAUCAACUUGAAUGGAUCCGCUCUGAAAGAGAUGAAGAAAUUGCAAAGCUCACUGCUGAGAAAAGGGCUUUACAAGAUCGUUUGCAUGAUGCGGAGGUUCAGCUUUCCCAACUGAAGUCUCGAAAGCGAGAUGAACAGAAGAAACUAAUGAAGGAGAAAAAUGCUCUUGCCGAAAGGUUGAGGAAUGCUGAAGCUGCAAGAAAAAGAUUUGAUGAAGAAUUGAAACGAUUUGCUACUGAAAAUGUUACUCGAGAAGAAAUACGGCAGUCACUGGAGGAUGAAGUUCGCAGGUUGACAGAAACUGUUGGACAAACCGAAGGGGAGAAGCGUGAGAAAGAAGAGCAGGUUGCUCGAUGUGAAGCUUACAUUGAUGGGAUGGAGUCCAAAUUGCAGGCAUGCGAGCAAUACAUUCAUCAUCUUGAAGCAUCUCUUCAAGAAGAAAUGUCGAGACACGCCCCACUGUAUGGUGCUGGGUUGGAUGCUUUGUCAAUGAAGGAGUUGGAGACAUUGGCAAGGAUUCACGAAGAAGGGCUGAGGCAAAUCCACACCAUCCAACAGCGUAAAGGAAGCCCCGGUGGUAGCCCACUUGUAAGCCCUCAUAACCUUCCACAUACUAAUGGACUGUUCCCUGCUGCUCCUCCUACAAUGGCUGUCGGACUUCCCCCAUCUAUUGUACCAAAUGGUGUCGGGAUCCACAGUAACGGACAUGUAAAUGGUGCAAUUGGACCUUGGUUCAAUCAUUCCUGAGUCUGAGUCUAAGUCGAGUCCGAGUCUAGGUUGGGCAUUAUAUUGUAACGAUCUAGACUAGGUGGUUGGUUGGUUGGUUAUACCCUCUCAUCCUAAAACCCUAGCUCGAUAAGGCUAUUAUAUGUUUAGUUUUCGGGCUGGCUGGCAUUUCGGCUGGGAUAACUGUUGGAACAUGCAGCAGAUUCCAAUAGCACCAGCAGCAAUCAAAUGCUGCACUUUUUUCUUCCGCCAAAUUAAUCAAAGGAAUUUUCAUUUUCUUU